AUGGACCCCAGCCCGCUGCUGCGCUGUCUCCGACGGAUCUUAGAGUUGAGGAAAGACGCGCGCAGACCGUUCGCGGCUCCGGAUCAAGUGGAAGAACCGUCUUUCACCUCCAACUGUUUUAACCACAGUGUCAAAACGCCAGUCAGCAUCAUGUCGUUAUGGAUGAUGCUUCCUCUCAGUCUUCCUGUGUUCAUGAUCACGGGAAUCUGGGUCGUAUAUGCCAUGGCCCUUUAUAACCAGCAUGUCUGUCCUGUCAAUAACUGGGUUUAUAAUGAGUCGUGUGAGGAGGAGCUCCACCUGCAGAGAAGCCCCGUCCUCUGCUGCACGCUGGAGAACGUCCCUCUCAUAAGUAAAAGUGGGACAAUGCCACCUGAGAGCUGCUUCUUCAGCCUCAUCUGCAGCACUGGCGCCUUUAUGGUGCUGCUGAUCGGCCUGCUGCGCUACGCCCACGUCAUCGAGAAACACCAGAACUGCCUCCUGAACACAGCGGGACUCUCCACCAGUUGGAUCUGUGCCGCUGGUCUCCUCAUGGUGGGAAACUUCCAGGUGGACUAUGCCAAAGUGCUGCAUUAUGUUGGUGCUGGCGUGGCGUUCCCCUGCAGCAUGCUGUUCGUGUGUCUCCAGUCCGCUCUGACGUAUCGACUCGCUAAAACACAAGGAGAGUACCGGACGGGACACUUGCGAGCCGCCAUGACCAUGCUGGCGCUGGUCGCUCUGGUGCUUAGUGGAGUUUUCUUUUGCCAGGAGAGCUUCGUCCUCCAACACGCCUCGGCCAUAUUCGAAUGGGUCUACUGCAUUCUCCUCAUGCUGUUCUACGGGACUUUUGCCUUUGAGUUUUCGGACAUUACCGGGGACACGCUCAUGGUUUUAUCUAAAGGAGCCAAAGAGCAGAACUUUGACAUUUCGGACCACAAGACUGAGGUGCGAGGAGUUAACCACCACCAGCCUGAGACCCUAGCCAUGCUGUAA
Messenger RNA from Knipowitschia caucasica, 969 nucleotides. Lineage: Eukaryota; Metazoa; Chordata; Actinopteri; Gobiiformes; Gobiidae. The record is from the annotation of a GenBank genome assembly.